CUUAAACUCAUGUAGUGUUAGAGGGAAAAUGGCUGAUCUACAUUCAAGUCAUGCAACAAAUAAUUACUUGGGGCCUGUUUUAGAAAGAUGAGGUCUUGGUUUGAACGAUCAUGGAAGCGCCUGGGAGCCUGGGAAUCAGCCAGGAUAUUAAAGCCGAGAAUCCAACUGUUGAUCUGGAGGAAGCAGAGGCAGACUGGGUGAGAGUGAGAGUGGAGGAAAGCUGGUUCCAUCUUAACCGUGGGUUUCUUGUAAGGCACAGCGACUAUUUCCGAGCUCUUUUUCACUCAGGGAUGAAAGAAAGCCAGGAAGAGGAGGUAUAUCUGAGAGGAGGCGUGCACGCAAGAGGUUUCCUUGUUGCGCUUGCCGUCUGCAGGGAUGAGAACCCCCCCAUCAUGGACCCAGAAGAGCUUGUUGAAGCCGUAGAGUGUGCUGCUUUCCUGCAGAUUCCCACUUUGACUCAGCAUCUUUGCGACAUCAUAGACUCGGAUAACUGCCUCUUGCUUUACCACGCGGCUUCCAUCUUCGGAGUGGACAGACUGUUUCAGAACGCCGCUCUCUUUCUUUGUGAUGCUUUUGAUGACCUCAAGGAAGCAGCAGAAAGCACAAUUCCUGAAGAGCUGCUCAAAUACUCUCAAACGCUCUCCCCUGCUAGCUAUAUUGCCAUAGGGACCCACACGCCAUCAAUGGAGCUGCUGCAGGACUCUUUCAGGGUUGUUUGCUUCCUUGAUGAAAAGGAAGGGGAGUGGAAGCAUCUGACAAACCUGCCAACUCUUUGCAGUACCUCCAGGGCUGGGGUGGCCGUGCUUGACAAUCGGCUGUACAUUGUUGGGGGAAUUUACGGCUAUGGCAAAGACACAGUGGACAGAAGCUUCUGCUACAAUCCAGAUUCAGGGAUAUGGGCAACUCUUCCAGGUCCACAGCAACCAAGAUACGACUUUACGCUGCUUGGGCAUGAGGGGCACCUAUACGCCAUUGGUGGAGAAGCUCAAAAACAGAUAAUUUCCACAGCAGAGAAGUACGACGCAACAAAGGGAGAGUGGACGUUUAUCCAACAUGCACCCAGACCUGUAGCAUCAGCCGCUUGUGCUGUUGCUCGUCAGCGAUUGUUUGUUUGCUUCUGGAAACCCCCUGACACUACAGAUAUCUAUGAGUACAUGCCACUAAAAGACCAGUGGAGUCUCACCACCACCAUGAUCAGACCGCAAAGCUACGGCCACUGUAUGGUGGCCCACAGGGACAAUUUGUAUGUGAUGAGGAACGGGCCUUGCGACGACUUCCUGCGCUGCCUGAUGGACUGCUACAACAUUACGACUGGCCAGUGGACCGCCAUGCCCGGACAUUACAUAAACAGCAAAGGGGCGCUGUUCACUGCGGUGACAAGAGGGGACUCUGUGUUCACAGUGAAGCACAUGUUGACUCUUGAAUACACCAUCACGGCAAAUGGAUGGAAACCCCACAGACAGAUGAAGGGAUUCCCAAAGAGUGGUUCACUAUGGACUUGUCUGCUUAGACUCCCCAAGACCGGACCAGUUACACCAAAACUGGAUGUGGAUGAGAGACAAAGAGAAAUCGCUUUGCCAGACAUUCCAGAAAGAUUUGUGGAUGUUAUACAACAAAUGUGAAGUUACUCCAACUGAGCUAGAAUGAUUAAAAGUCUAAGAGGUUAAAAAAUGUUGAAUACUUCUGGACAUUUUUAACAGAUAAAUACACUUCACACAUUCACUUACUCACAUACACAACACAUACACACAAAGAUGUGCUGACACUAAAGAUUUGCUCUGAUUAGCAACAGCUGCUUCUGUGGUUCAGAUCAGGAAAGACCGCUGUGUCUGUGUGUGUAAAGUUCAAAGGGGUUGAUGGGAUGUUCUGAGCCUCUCAUUCUCUUGCCAUUUUCCCGAAGUCGCACUGGGCCAAUUCAGGAACCAGUAAUUUCCCGGUCAACACAAAGGCCUACCACUCACACACUCCUGAGCAAUUGCUGCUUUAGUGUGCGGUCGCUUGUUUCUGUGACUUAUAGGCUUGUAAACAGCCUAGGAUUUUUUUUCUUAACCUGUUUCAGUAAAAUAAAAGCAAAUAUAAGUAGAUUUGCAUUAUAUUAGUGAUAGCAAUGUCUAUUAUUACAAUGCCUUGUAAGA
Molecule: messenger RNA, 2135 nt
Organism: Poecilia reticulata (guppy)
Lineage: Eukaryota; Metazoa; Chordata; Actinopteri; Cyprinodontiformes; Poeciliidae
Product: kelch repeat and BTB domain-containing protein 13
Molecular function (GO): protein binding
Source: RefSeq, a predicted model, not a curated record